GCCGUGUAUCGCGUUGAAAACUUUCCGUGUGGAAACACCGCUGAUGAAUAAGCGUUCCGCUUUGUCUCUGGUCGCCCUUACUCUUCAUUCUUGCCACCUUUGCUCUCCUCCCACCUUGUCUGUCUUCCUAGGGCUGAUGUGUACCAUGGAUGGGCCGGGCGCCGGGCUGGAGCAUCAGUGGCCGCUGCUCAGAUGAAAGCGUUCGUGUGCUGGGUGCUCACCUAUGUGGUCUGCCUGGCCGCGGUGAAGAAGAUGUGGAGCAGCCGGUACCUGCGGAGUCACCUGAGUAGAUCCCUGUACAUGAACAUGCUGAGCCACAGCCAGUCUCCCCCGUACUGGGAAGGAAGCCACCAGUGGUACGUAUGUGAUACUCAGAACUUAAGCGAAGCUCUAAGGCCGAUGUUUGUUCAGAGUUACCUAGACGACGGGACCCAGACGUUUCUUGACAGGAGUAUUGAGAAAUCCGGCUGGCUCUCUAUCCAGUUGUAUCAUUCCUUCAUGUCUUCUGUCUUCAGCAUGUUUAUGUCCAGAACCUCCAUCAAUGGGUUGCUGGGUCGGGGGUCCAUGUUUGUCUUUUCAACAGAACAAUUCCAGAGACUUCUCAGAGUUAGCCCAGACUGGAAAUCCCAGAGGCUGCUAGAUUUGGGAGCAGGAGACGGUGAAGUGACAAAAGUUAUGAGCCCGCACUUUGAGGAGACCUAUGUGACCGAGAUGUCCCAGACUAUGAUAUGGCAACUUCAGAAGAAAAAGUACAGAGUGCUAAAUAUUGAUGAAUGGCAGAGGACAGGAUUGCAGUAUGACGUCAUUAGCUGUUUAAACCUCCUUGACCGAUGCCACCAGCCUGUCACCUUAUUGAAGGAAAUGAGAAGUGUCCUUGAGCCAACCCGAGGCCGUGUUAUACUUGCCCUAGUCCUGCCUUUCCACCCUUAUGUAGAAAAUGUUGGUGGGAAGUGGGAGAAGCCAGCAGAGAUGAUGCAGGUGAAUGGAACCAUGUGGGAAGAACAAGUGAACAGCCUGGCUGAUGUAUUUGAGGAAGCCGGAUUUGUUGUGGAGGCCUUUACCCGACUUCCGUAUUUAUGCGAAGGAGACAUGUACAAUGACUAUUAUGUUCUGGAUGAUGUUGUCUUUGUUCUUCGGCCUGUGUAGACCCAACAGCUGGAAAAC
This is a messenger RNA of Nanorana parkeri, 1164 nucleotides long. It is a transcript of the gene METTL9, whose product is annotated as methyltransferase like 9. Gene Ontology annotation, molecular function: protein-L-histidine N-pros-methyltransferase activity. The transcript has 6 exons. Lineage: Eukaryota; Metazoa; Chordata; Amphibia; Anura; Dicroglossidae. The record is from RefSeq and is a predicted model, not a curated record. The coding region runs from base 193 to 1146 and encodes 317 amino acids.